AUGUCGCUUCCCAUCGAAAAGGUCGUUGUGGACGUAAAUUCAAACACGAAUCGGUUGCUGAGCGGCUGCGCAACGUGCCAAAGCGAGACCGACUACGUUUCGCGGGGUAUAUUCGUCAAGUACAAGAGCAACAUCAGGACACCCCUCACGGAGGCCAACAAGUCCCAUGUCCAUGCAACCAACGCGGACUUGUUCAGCUUUGAGGACAUGAUGAACGUCGUUCAUGUGGACGAGAAGUGGUUCUUUGGCACGAAAGUCAAAAACGGAUUUAAUUGUGGGGAGUACGGGGGCAAGAAGAAGAGAAGCGUCCCAGUUGAAUGGACAGCGUCUUCGAGCUCCUUGAUUCAAAUACGGCAGAACACGCUCCAAAAUAGUGCUGUGGAAGAUCUCGCGGUCGAAGAAAAGACUGCCAGUGCUGACACACGUCGCCCACGUGAAAAUGGGAGCUCCACAAUCGCGCGUGUGUUCCUUUUCGACCACGCGUACUUCCUGAUGGAGUCUCGCCCAUCUCUAGACGUCUCGUCCACAAAGAUCAGCUGA
This is a messenger RNA of Aphanomyces astaci, 540 nucleotides long. RefSeq lists its product as hypothetical. Bases 1 to 540 code for a protein of 179 amino acids. The transcript is spliced from 5 exons. Lineage: Eukaryota; Oomycota; Saprolegniomycetes; Saprolegniales; Verrucalvaceae. The record is from RefSeq and is a predicted model, not a curated record.